This is a messenger RNA of Terrapene triunguis (Three-toed box turtle), 1889 nucleotides long. RefSeq names its product family with sequence similarity 169 member B (gene FAM169B). The record is from RefSeq and is a predicted model, not a curated record. Bases 1 to 1224 code for a protein of 407 amino acids. The transcript has 10 exons. NCBI's taxonomy places the organism in Eukaryota, Metazoa, Chordata, Testudines, Emydidae.
AUGAUGGAUAAUCAGCUGAACUUGUUGUGCAAAGAGCAGCUCAGCUGCGAAGCUUUGGCUGGACACCUUUAUCCAGUCGAUAUUUUAGCAGGUAAUCCUGAGGUUAUCCAAGAAGCAGCUGAGGCCUACUAUGAAAAACUUUUGCAGCAAGCUUCAUCAUCUCCUGAGUUUUUUUCCAUUCCUGGUGGAGAGAAGGUUAAACUUGAAGAUUCCUGUGUGUGUUUCCUUCCUGUGUACCGAGAAGAGCCAAAAUUUAAAAUUUUGGUGUUAGUAGAUCCACAGGCUAAAGAAAGAGUUUUGGCAAUUUACCUUAACCAGUCCUGGUGGCCCAUUGAAGAUAUAGUGAAGACUGCUGAUUCCUCUAGAGAAGGGCUUAUACAGGUCCAAACAUCUGGAGAAAGGAUCGUCCUCUUUGUUCUCAACUCCAUUAUUUUUGGAAUGUUAGAAAGGAGUUCAGCUAAUGAUACAUUCUUCAUAUCUCAUUCCGCCAAGGAGUCUGCCAAAAUAUUCUGGAGGAAUGGAGAUGCUGUUGCCUUUUACACAGUCAAAAUGAAAGGAAGCCUGUGUGAUGUUAACACCAGUCAAUGCUACCUGCUCCCAGUUCUGGAUACUGUAUUUGUCCGGAGAAAGUACAGAAGGUGCGGCCUAGGGAUGAAAAUUCUGCAUGAUUUCUGUCAAUCUUUUGUGACCGAAGAUGCCUUGGGGAUCAGCUGCCCUAUUUCUGCUGACAUGUACCAAGUUUGCCAGAAAUUCUUGCAGACCUAUCCAGAGGAGCAGGACCGACUGUGGGAGGUGGAAGCACCAGGGGACUGGAGCCAGCGUGUUAGUAUCUGGUUAAAGAUUCAACUGGAACCUGCCCUUACAAAUAGUGCAGACUUCUCCUUGUCAUGUUCAGAAAACACAGUUCGUCAGACUGCUUCAGAGGAGGAAGGAGGCUGUCAUGUAGAGAGAGCUCAGGAUGAUGAACCCAGACGCUUAGAUGCAGGCCAGAUGAAUGAGGGAGUCGAAUGCAUUCCUGAUAUUAGGGAAGUGCCACAAGAAGCCAGAGACGACAAAGAUAACACAGCAGGAGAAGCAAGGACAUUACACCUGCAAGUUCCCAAGGAGGAGGACUUUAGUCAAGGCACAGCUGAUACGCAGCGAAGUAAGGGAUCGAGGAAAAGAGCAAGCACGAUGGGCCUGCUUGAAGACAAGACAACUAAGCAUCUCCGAAUGAUGCCUUAAUUGCCUCACUCAAGGAGCAAAUCCACUGUGCAGUCAUAAAAGGCUAAAAUAAUCAGCUAAAAUAAUCAGAAUCUCUAACCACACUGAGAUUUCUCCAGAUUAGUUACAAGGGUUUUGCAAGGUAAAUAUUCUGAAUCUUUACAAAAUAAAAAUAAACUAUUGUUCUUUUAAUUGUUCUUUUCUUUUGCUUCCUACCAAGAAAUUAAAUAGUAGUCGAGCCUAGUUAUUUCCCUGCUUUGGAAAGAUUUUAAUGGAUCGCGUGAGAUGUCUAGAAAGAAGUAAUUAGGUGACUUGUAGAUACUGAUGUAAGAAGAUAUUUCUAUGGAAACAACAUCCUGUAUUAUGCAAGGGAGAUACCGCAACACAGGUUGGUAUCAGAAUGACGGCUCUGUAACCUCCCUUUCAAAAAGAACAGUUGAUCUGGAAAUUCUUUCAGCUGAGCUUUUCCAGCAGAAAAAUCUGCCUUAAGCUACAAAGUGGACGGGGGGAUGGGGACAAAAAAAAAAACGCAUGGUCUACAUUAAUGCAGAAGUUUGGAACAGAGAGAAAGCUACAGGCCAUAAAUUGCCUUUAAGUUUAGACACUGAGAUCACAUUGUGUAUAUAAUUUAAGGCACAGUUGUAGGAACUUUGUGUGGAUUGCUUAUCUCACGUAUUGUAUUUCAU